AACGGAGUCCGAUUCCUGUUCACUCCACCUUCACCGCAGCUGUAGUCCGAAAUACGAGCCCAUGCAUCACGGCACGCCGUCAAAAUGCGACAACCCAACAGCGAUCAGUUCAUCGGUAAUCCGUAAAUCGAAGAGCCCACAUUAUUGCAUACAGGCCCAGGUACAGGCACGGUACACAAUAGGCAUGGCCAAUUGAUCCUUCGCGCUCCCUUUUUUCUUUCUUUCUUUGUUUUUCCUUGUUUCCAUUUUCCCUCGUCGUUCUCGUGUCGUGCUGGUGUUGUGCCGAUGAUAACUAUCUCGAUGCCUCGUUUCACAUGCUGUUAAGAAGAGCUCUUGAAGCUGCCUACCAGUCUACAUCUGCCUCCUCCCACCCAUUAAACAGCAUCACUUUUCAAUUCUUCUUUAGAUUUGCUCAUCCCCCGUAGUUUGAACCAACUCCUCCAAGUCCAACACCAUGCAUUGGCCCUCAUGCUCUCCCCUUACACCACUAACAGCACUCGUAAUACUACCCAUCUUCAUCCCAUGCCUCGCCGCAGCCAGCAGUCCCCAGCCUCUGCCAAACGGCGAUGACUCCGUCUGUGACUGCUUCCUCACCAAUGGCACGCAGCCGGGCUACUUCUCCAACCACAUGUUCUUCGACUUCCGCAACCUAACCAAAGACGCCGGCGUCCCAGCCCUCAUCACCAACGAGACCCUCGCCACCAUCGCCAAGCCGACGAGCGAGUACUUUUCCAGCCCCGAGUGGACGAGCGUGUGGCAGCCCCAGGGCUGGAGCAACAGCGAGGGCAAGGGCAAGGGCCUGUCCGGCGCGGCAGCCGUCCUGAUGGUGUAUUCGCCCAGCAACGUGUACAUUCAGAAGAACAACGACAGCGACGCCGCGUCGGAAACGUACAUGACGCUGCGCACCCAGCGGCUGCCCAAGUUCCAGUCCGCGGCGGCCUUCCAGACCAAGACGUCAGACUACCAGUUUGUGUCUCUGCGCAUGCUCGCCCGAACCAUUGGCGGGCCGGGCGCCGUCACGGCCUUCUUCACCUAUCGGGACCCCAACUCGACGUCUGCGGUGCAAGAGGCCGACAUGGAGGUCCUGACUCGCGGACCGCGGGAGAAGAUCCAGUACACCAACCAGCCCUCCUUCACCAGCGACGACAAGGUCAAUCCCGACGCCACCCAGAACGUCACGUUGCCGAAUGGCAUGAUCUGGAGCCAAUGGGCCGUUCAUCGCCUCGACUGGACCGCCCAGAGCAGCGUCUGGUACGUCGACGGCCAGCAGGUCGCCAACAUCAGCUUCCAAGUGCCGACGGGCGCUUCGGGCAUCAAUUUCAACGCCUGGAGCGACGGCGGCAGCUGGAGUGGCAACAUGUCGCUGUAUGAUUCGGCAAAUCUCCAAAUCCAGUGGAUAGAAAUGAUUUACAACACCUCCGAUUCCAGGCCCUCAAAGAAGCGGAAUCAUCCCAGUCAGUUGCUAUGGAGCCGAGAUGUCGGUCCCCGGGGGCAACUGCUCCGGCGCAGCUCGGAUGCCGCUGGGCAAUGCAAGGUGGUGUGCAGCAUCGAUGAGGUGACCGAGGCGGGAGUUGCUACCAUGCUGUGGAAUAGCACAGCCACGCGGAUGGCCGGAGCUGACGUUGGUAACAGCCUGGCAUGGGCAUGGGCCUUGUGUCUCGGAAGCGUUUUCUGGUUGUUGGUCGUUUAACGAAGGCCAGAGAGAGCCUUGGUUUCGGAGAUGAGGGGGAGAUUUUGUUAAUAUGGGAUAAUGGCCGUCUAUAAGCAAGUCCGUAUCUCCAGCCAAUUCGGGAGGAGAUGAUGGUGGAUCGUCAUGAGGAUCACGGAUUCUGCUCGUUGAGUAGUAGUACUGGCGGGAUUUCUUUCUCCCCCCUCCUUUUGUUUCCUCCUUUCCAUUUCUUUGUCUUUUUCCUUUGGUAACGCACACGAUGCCUCAUGACUCAUGUUAACGAUUUGAAAGCCUUUUUGCUUACUUUGAUAUACCUUGGUAGCUUCUAUGUAUAAGACAGGUAUCUACUUACUAAGAAUAGAAAUUGAACUAGUAGAUCUCAAUCAUCUCA
Trichoderma asperellum CBS 433.97 is the source of this 2060-nucleotide messenger RNA. RefSeq lists its product as uncharacterized. Gene Ontology annotation, molecular function: hydrolase activity, hydrolyzing O-glycosyl compounds. The record is from RefSeq and is a predicted model, not a curated record. Gene Ontology annotation, biological process: carbohydrate metabolic process. NCBI's taxonomy places the organism in Eukaryota, Fungi, Ascomycota, Sordariomycetes, Hypocreales, Hypocreaceae.